CAUGCCUACUCAGAACGCCACACACCCCCCCCGCUGCAUUCAAUGGGACUGACUCCCAGGUAGGCCGGCAUGUGUGGACCCCCGCCCAGCAGCAUCACAUCAGAGGUGAAGGCAACAAGGAAAGCGGCGAGAACAGCAGCGGGAAACAAAUCCAGACUAUCCCCUGUUGCAGCAUUCCGACGACAGAGCUAAAAACGGCUUCGAAGGCUGAACAAGUGAAACGCCUCCCAGCCUGCACCCCGGAGAGCCCCUGCCAGUCCGUGUUGCCGGUACUGAGCGAGAUGGAGCAAUCGGAGGCCGCUGCCGCUGUUAAGAGGGAAGAGUAGCACAGCCCCAAACCCAACUGGUGCAGCGGAAGGCGGUCGCUGCAAAUCGCCUUCUUCAGUUGAGAAAAAGGAGCCAACUUCCAAAGUUUCUGGAAAGUUCUCUGAGCAGGAUCCCACCCUUCUACCCCUCGGGUUUUCCCCGCAACGCCUCUUGCAGCUCCGCUAAGGGCCAGCAGGGGGCGCUGCCCCACAGCUCCAGCGCCGCCGGAGCGCUCCCUGCGCCGAGCGAGCUGAAUGGAGGCCGAGGGCGCAGAAAGAGUGCGGCCGGCGAGGGCUUGGAGAGGCGGCGCGUGCUAAGCUACCGCCUCCCUUUCCUCCGCCUGGACCGGCCAGCCCGCUCGCCCGCCUGCCCGCCCGCCCGCCGGCCGAUCUCUCUGCAUGCAAAGGCGCGCGCGGAGGCGGGUGGCGCGACUUCAAGCAUGCCCCGCCGGGAGCUGCAGCCGUCUAGGAUGGAGAGGGGUCGCCCGAGGGGCCAAGAGUCCCAGCGAUGAGGGAGGGGGCUUCUCUCUUGCGUUCUGGAGCUAUCAAACGGGGACUUAAAAACUCUGGAAUGACCCUGGAAGUCUGCCUGGCAGAGCAGCGGGGAAGUCCUACGGAAACCCACAUUGUUUCUUUUUGCUAUCAGGAGUAAAGGGCCAGUACAAAGGAGAAUCAGGAUGAAAAGAUGGCUGACUUCUUGUUACCACUGGGUUCUAACAGCUUCCACCGGUUCACGCCCGAAUCUCUGGCUGCGAUUGAGAAGCGGAUCGCAGAGAUCACAAAGAGUGCCAAGCAGGAAUAUAGGGAACAGUUGGGCGACGAGGAGAAACUGCGGCCCCAGAUUGACUUACAGGCCGGCAAGAAGCUACCUGACCUCUAUGGGUCUCCUCCGUCAGAACUCAUUGGGGAACCGUUGGAGGACAUUGACCCUUACUACAGUGAUCGCAAGACAUUUAUAGUACUGAACAAAGGGAAGACAAUCUUUCGAUUUAGUGCCACUCCUGCCUUGUAUAUACUUAGUCCUUUUCAUCGAAUCAGAAGAGCAGCAAUUAAAAUUUUGGUACAUUCAUUAUUCAGUAUGUUUAUUAUGUGCACUAUUUUAACCAAUUGUGUGUUCAUGGCACGGUCUGAAGUCCCUCAUUGGAAUAAAUAUGUUGAGUACACCUUCACUGCCAUUUACAGUUUUGAAUCAUUGAUAAAAAUACUGGCACGAGGAUUUUGUAUGACAGAAUUCACCUUCCUUCGGGAUCCAUGGAACUGGCUGGAUUUUUGUGUUAUUGUCAUGGCAUACAUAACUGAAUUUGUGGACCUGGGCAAUGUAUCAGCCUUACGAACGUUCAGAGUUCUUCGCGCGCUGAAAACAAUCUCAGUCAUUUCAGGUUUGAAGACCAUCGUAGGUGCCCUUAUUCAGUCAGUUAAGAAACUUGCAGAUGUGAUGAUCUUGACCGUUUUCUGCUUGAGUGUUUUCGCCCUCAUAGGGCUCCAACUCUUUAUGGGAAAUCUGAGGCACAAGUGCGUCCGGACGUUUAACACCACCGCCAACGGCACAUUUAUUCCAGACCAAGAGAAGUGGCCAUCCUUAGAUGAGUAUUUAAAUGAUUCAGACAAUUACUUCAUAAAAGAGGGCACUACAGAUGCACUAUUGUGUGGCAACAGCACAGAUGCUGGUACAUGCCCGGACAAUUAUAUAUGUCUGAAGGCUGGUGGAAAUCCUGACUAUGGCUUCACAAGCUUUGAUACUUUUGGAUGGGCCUUCCUCUCCUUGUUCCGCCUCAUGACGCAGGAUUGCUGGGAGCGCCUUUAUCAACAGACGCUUAGAUCUGCUGGCAAGAUCUACAUGCUGUUUUUCAUGCUGGUCAUCUUUCUGGGCUCCUUUUACCUGAUCAACUUGAUCUUGGCUGUGGUGGCCAUGGCGUAUGAAGAGCAGAACCAGGCCACCAUUGCUGAAAUGGAAGAAAAGGAGAGGAAGUUUCGGGAAGCCAUGGAGGCACUGAAGAAAGAGCAGGAGGCAUUAGCGCAAGGAAUUGAUUCGAUGUCGCUUAGCUCUUUUGAAAUGUCACCUUUGCCAUCGAAAAAUUCCAAAGAACGAAGAAGCCGAAGAAGGAAGAAGAAAUCCUCAGCGGGAGAUGAUGAUGGAGAAGAUCAAAAGGGUCUGAAAUCUGAAUCGGAGGAUGGUCAACGGAGGAUGACGGUGCUGGGCUUUCCUUCUGGCUCCAUGGAAAACCCCGUGAAGCGCAAGGCCAGCCACGGAAGUGUCUUCAGCUUCCGGCUGCGCGGCAGGGACGUUGGCUCAGAGGCAGAGUUUGCCGACGACGACAUCAGCACCGUCGGGGACAGUGAAAGCCAGCAUGGCUCCCUGCUGGUUCCGAGGAGUGGGAGACGGCUGAGCGUGCAGAGCCAGACGAGCCACAACUCUCCAAACUGCCCACGCAGUGGCAAGAGGAAUAGCUCCGUGGAUUGCAAUGGUGUCGUUUCGCUGAUCGGAGGAGGAGGAGGAGGAGGAGGAGGAAGCCCAGACCCAACUACUCCAACAGACGUGCUGUUGCCGCCAGUUAUCACUGAGAAACCUGGAGCAGGCGACAUGACUACUCCAUCUGAAGAAGUGAUCAAGAAACAGCUUUUGUCACCCCACCGCCUUUCCAUGGAUCAAUCAGAGGAGCACUUUCAAAGGCAGCGAGCCGUGAGCGCUGUCAGCAUCAUCACCAGUGCCAUGGAAGAGCUUGAGGGAUCCCAACAGAAGUGUCCCCCUUGCUGGAAUCAUUUUGCUGUCCGGUUUCUCAUUUGGGACUGUUGCCCGAUGUGGCUGUCGAUCAAGAAAAAAGUGAGGUUCGUCAUCAUGGAUCCAUUCAGCGACCUCACAAUCACCCUUUGCAUUGUGAUGAACACCCUCUUCAUGGCCAUGGAUCAUUACAAGAUGACAAAAGAAUUUGAGGAUGUGCUCAACAUUGGUAAUCUGGUCUUCACAGGGAUUUUUACAGCUGAGAUGGUCUUCAAGCUCAUAGCUCUGGAUCCCUACUACUACUUUCAGCAAGGCUGGAACAUUUUUGACAGUAUAAUUGUCACGCUAAGUCUGAUGGAACUAAGUCUUUCCAGCAUGGGAAAUGUGUCCGUCUUACGCUCCUUCAGAUUGCUGAGGGUCUUCAAGCUCGCCAAGUCCUGGCCAACAUUAAAUACUCUCAUAAAAAUCAUUGGGAACUCUGUGGGUGCUCUGGGAAACCUCACUCUCGUUCUCGCCAUCAUUGUCUUCAUUUUUGCUGUGGUUGGGAUGCAGCUUUUUGGGGAACUCUAUCACAACGUGACCCUCAUCAGCACCUCAGGACAGCUGCCACGCUGGCACAUGAAGGACUUCUUCCAUUCCUUCCUCAUCAUCUUCCGCAUCCUCUGUGGGGAAUGGAUUGAGACCAUGUGGGACUGUAUGAAAGUAGCCGGGCAACCUCUGUGCCUUCUGGUCUUUUUGCUGGUCAUGGUGAUUGGGAAUCUAGUGGUGUUGAACCUGUUUCUUGCCUUGCUAUUGAGCUCGUUUAGUGCCGAUAAUCUUUCUGCUCCGGAUGAGGAUGGGGAGAUGAACAACCUGCAGCUUGCCUUUGCACGUAUCAACAGGGGACUUGCCUAUGUCAAGCGUGCAAUGUGGGAUUUUUGCUGCAGCGUCCUUAGGCAGCCAAAGGCAACAGCUGAAAAAAAAGCCAUGAUGAAGCUUGCAGCCCAGCACUCAGAUGUCGUUCACAACUGCAUCAACAACCACACGGCCAUGGAGUUUGGCAAAGAAGAGGAGAACCACAAGGAGAACCACACAGGCGAUGAUGGGGCUGAGAAAAACAGGGAGAAGGAGCAAGUGGCUAAUGACCAUAAUGAUGACUUCAUGACCAACCCAAACAUGUCCAUCUGUGUCCCCAUUGCUGUGGGAGAGUCUGAUAUUGAAGACGAUGAGCAGAGCACCUUCACGGAAACAGACCAGGACAAGCAGCAGCAACUGAAGGGGCAGCGCUACAAAAGCCCAGCCGUUCAGAGUCAGGCCUCCGAGAUUUGUGAAGAGUUAAGCGAGUUGCAGACGGACAAACAGUCGAAGGCCGAGCCUCCACUCCCACCAAUAGAGCAACAAGAGAUUGAUGAAAUCAGCCUGUCGGAAGGAAGCACGGUGGAUCUGGCAAUCCCGACAGAUCUUCUGGAACAGAUGCCUGAAAUGGCAGAAGAGAUGAUGGAACCAGAAGACUGUUUCCCAGAACCUUGUGUCCGAUUCUUCCCAUGCUGCUUGGUAGACACCACAAAAUUUCCUGGCAAGAUCUGGUGGAGGCUGAGGAAGACCUGCUACCAAAUAGUUGAGCACAGCUGGUUUGAAACUUUCAUCAUAUUUAUGAUUCUCCUGAGCAGUGGAGCACUGGCUUUUGAAGACAUCUACCUCGAAGGGAAAAAGAACAUUAAAACCCUGUUGGAAUAUGCUGACAAGAUCUUCACUUACAUCUUUGUCCUAGAGAUGCUUCUAAAAUGGGUAGCUUAUGGCUUUAAGAAGUACUUCACCAAUGCCUGGUGUUGGCUUGAUUUCCUCAUUGUAGAUGUCUCAUUAAUUAGCCUCAUAGCUAGUUCACUUGGAUACUCCGAAAUGGGUCCCAUUAAAUCCCUUAGGACCCUCAGAGCUCUGAGACCCUUAAGAGCACUGUCACGAUUUGAAGGGAUGAGGGUGGUGGUCAAUGCCUUGGUAGGUGCCAUCCCUUCUAUCAUGAACGUUCUGCUUGUCUGCCUCAUUUUUUGGCUCAUCUUCAGCAUCAUGGGAGUCAACCUAUUUUCUGGGAAGUUUGGGAAAUGCAUCAACAAGACAGUAGGCGAUGCACCGCUGCACCACUCAUUUGUCAACAACAUGAGUGACUGCCAAAACUUGAAUGACACUGGAGAGUUGUAUUGGACAAAAGUGAGAGUCAAUUUUGAUAAUGUCGGUGCCGGCUACCUAGCUCUUCUGCAAGUGGCAACUUUUAAGGGCUGGAUGGAAAUUAUGUAUGCUGCGGUGGAUUCACGAGAGCGCGAGGAGCAGCCUAUUUGGGAAUAUAACUUAUACAUGUAUCUCUACUUUGUGAUCUUUAUCAUCUUUGGCUCUUUCUUUACUCUGAAUCUCUUCAUUGGUGUCAUCAUUGAUAAUUUCAAUCAGCAAAAGAAAAAGAUAAGUGGACAAGACAUAUUUAUGACCGAAGAACAGAAAAAAUACUACAAUGCCAUGAAAAAACUGGGAUCCAAGAAACCCCAGAAACCCAUCCCACGGCCACUGAACAAGUAUCAAGGCUUCAUCUUUGAUGUUGUCUUGAAUCAAGCCUUCGAUGUUUGCAUUAUGCUCCUCAUCUGCCUAAACAUGAUCACUAUGAUGGUGGAAACAGAUGACCAGAGUCCAGAAAAAGUGAACAUUCUUUAUAAAAUCAACAUGAGCUUUGUUGCCAUCUUCACAGCAGAGUGUAUGUUAAAAUUGGUGGCUUUAAGGCACUACUAUUUCACCAAUGGAUGGAAUAUAUUUGAUUUUGUUGUCGUGAUUCUAUCAAUUGUGGGCUCUGUGCUUUCCGACAUUAUCCAGAAAUAUUUUUUCUCCCCAACCCUCUUCAGAGUCAUUCGCUUGGCUCGGAUCGGUCGGAUACUGAGACUUAUAAGAGGGGCCAAAGGAAUCCGAACUCUUCUUUUUGCCUUAAUGAUGUCCCUCCCCGCGUUAUUUAAUAUUGGCCUCCUGCUUUUCCUGGUCAUGUUCAUAUAUGCCAUCUUUGGCAUGGCCAACUUUGCCUACGUGAAGCAAGAGUAUGGGAUCGAUGACAUGUUCAACUUCCAGACAUUUCCCAACAGCAUGCUCUGCCUCUUCCAAAUCACCACAUCAGCAGGUUGGGAUGGUCUUCUCAGUCCCAUCCUGAACACUGGGCCACCCUAUUGUGAUCCAAGCCACAUCAACACAAAUGGCUCAAGGGGAAACUGUGGCAGUCCUGCAGUGGGGAUUCUCUUCUUUGUGACUUAUAUCAUUAUAUCCUUCCUCAUUGUGGUAAACAUGUACAUAGCAAUUAUUUUAGAGAACUUCAGUGUUGCUACUGAAGAGAGCACAGAGCCUCUUAGCGAGGAUGACUUUGAUAUGUUUUAUGAAAUCUGGGAGAAGUUUGACCCAGAAGCCACUCAGUUUAUUGAGUAUGCUGCACUUUCUGAUUUUGCGGAUGCUCUAUCAGAACCUUUGCGCAUCCCAAAGCCAAAUAAGAUGAAGCUCAUAGCUAUGGACCUCCCCAUGGUGAGUGGGGAUAGGAUCCACUGCUUAGAUAUUUUGUUUGCUUUCACCAAAAGGGUGCUGGGAGAAUCCGGAGAGAUGGAUGCCCUUAAAAUACAAAUGGAGGAAAAAUUCAUGGCUGCCAACCCCUCAAAAAUUUCUUAUGAACCGAUCACAACCACACUCAGGCGAAAACAGGAAGAGGUUUCUGCCAUUGUCAUCCAGAGGGCCUACAGAAGCCAUCUUUUGCAACGCUCUCUCAAGCAGGCCUCUUUCCUGUACCGCCAAAAAGCCUGCCAUCUUGAGGAUGAUGCGCCCGAGAAGGAAGGCCUCAUUGCACUCAUGAUGAGUGAAAACUAUGGAAGGCCAAUAAACAAGUCAGAAACUCUGUCCUCCACAUCUUUUCCACCUUCCUAUGACAGUGUCACCCGAGGCACCAGUGACAACUUCCAGCUAAGGUUGACUGACUCUAGCAAAAGUGAUGAGCACCUAGAUGAUCAGUUAUCACCCAACAGAGACAAAGAGUCAAUCGUUUAAAUGUAUUUUGUUCAGGACACUUUAAACUAUUGUUUACAGAAUGUAAUGCUGUAACUACACAAGAGCUGAAGCAGCCUUUUUAAACAUUCAUUGCAAAGGACAUAAGAAAGGAGGUCGACCCUUAAACAGGGUAUGUCAAUGAGUUAUUGAUGUAUAACCUUUGACCCUGCUCUUUUCAACUUUGCUCAAUGUUUAUAUUUAU
This is a messenger RNA of Rhineura floridana, 7258 nucleotides long. Its product is annotated as sodium channel protein type 5 subunit alpha-like. Gene Ontology annotation, biological process: neuronal action potential; membrane depolarization during action potential; sodium ion transmembrane transport. The transcript has 28 exons. The coding region runs from base 991 to 7056 and encodes 2021 amino acids. Gene Ontology annotation, molecular function: voltage-gated sodium channel activity; protein binding. Gene Ontology annotation, cellular component: plasma membrane; voltage-gated sodium channel complex; axon. Lineage: Eukaryota; Metazoa; Chordata; Lepidosauria; Squamata; Rhineuridae. The record is from RefSeq and is a predicted model, not a curated record.